Molecule: messenger RNA, 2554 nt
Organism: Nicrophorus vespilloides
Lineage: Eukaryota; Metazoa; Arthropoda; Insecta; Coleoptera; Silphidae
Product: zinc finger protein OZF-like
Exons: 6
Coding region: 85-1647 (520 amino acids)
Biological process (GO): regulation of transcription by RNA polymerase II
Cellular component (GO): nucleus
Molecular function (GO): RNA polymerase II cis-regulatory region sequence-specific DNA binding; zinc ion binding; DNA-binding transcription factor activity
Source: RefSeq, a predicted model, not a curated record
GGUUUUCGUACGUUGGCAACGUUGAUCAAUAUGUAUGUUUGUAAAUAAUGGGGUUGUGAGAAUACGAUUUUCUUAUUGGAAACAAUGGCAUUCGAGACUCUGCAAACGGAGAAAAUAUGCCGCACUUGUCUCCUGGAUGACCAACACAUGCGAUCCGUCUUCUCCAUGGACGAGAGCCAGGGAGAAACUGUCCGAUUGCAAGUUAUGCUCAUGUCUUGCACCUCGAUCCAGGUAAUUGAAGGGGAUGGCCUGCCAAGCCAGGUCUGUCUACAAUGUGUGCACUACAUCACCAGAGCAUUUUCUUUUAAGCAACUGUGCGAGAGAUCUGAUGCUACUUUAAGGCAGCUUUUUGGUAAAAACAAUGUGACCUAUUUGGAAGAACUUAAGCAACCUGUUGAAUCAAUAAAAGUGAUUGAAGAAGAUGUGGAGAAGAUCGAGGUGCCGAUCAUUGACGAGGACGAUUUGUUAAAAAGUGAUUUAGAUCUUAAGCAGGCUCAGAUUAAUGCAGUUAAUGAAACUAUUGAUUUUGAUAGUGGGGAAGUUAAUCAGGAGAAAAAUGAUGAUGAGGAAGAAGAAGGUGAUGUGGAUGAACCUGAUGCAGGAGUUUGUGAUAAUAGUAACAAGAAAGAGGACGAGACUGAGCAGCCGAUUUACCCAUGCGAGGAGUGCACCCUGUGCUUCGCUAGCGUCUUUGAUCUGAAGGUGCAUCAGAGGACGCAUCCGAAGCCGUCUCAGCACAUCUGCAAGGUGUGCAACCAGGCAUUCGCCAGCGCGAGCACGCUGUGUCGACAUUCAAAAAUCCACGAAAGCGCCAAGCGACACCUAUGCAACGAAUGUGGAAAGGGAUUCUCCAGGUCCGACGAUCUGACUCGACACCUCAGGACACACACUGGAGAGAAGCCCUUCAAUUGUAAACUGUGCGCUAAAAGUUUCGCGCAAUCAUUCCGGCUGGUGGAACACAUGAGGGCGCACGCCAACGAGAAGAACUUUAUCUGCUCCGUCUGCAAUAAAGCCUUCUCCAGGUACACCAGUCUCACAGCUCACAGCAAAACGCACAGCGGCAUCAAAACACACGAAUGCACUAUUUGCGGUAAAAGAUUGAGCGGAUCAGGAUCGUUAACUAUGCAUAUGAAGACGCACACAGGGGUUAAAGAUCACAUAUGCUCGUACUGCGGCAAAGGUUUCACCACGCAGAGCAAUCUGGUGAUUCACAAGAGAACGCACACAGGCGAGAGGCCGUAUAUCUGCAGCGUUUGCGGAAAGGGAUUCCCGGAUCCUUCCAGGCUAACAGUCCAUACCAGGUCCCAUAGUGGCGAAAAACCAUACGUUUGCAAUAUCUGUGGCCGCGGCUGCGUCAGUUCUUCUCAGCUGAAAAAACACAUUCGGAUUCAUACCGGGGAAAAACCGUACAAUUGCAGCAUGUGUCCUAAAGCCUUUCCACGAUCCGAGGAUCUUCGGAUACACAUCAAAACCCAUACAGGCGAUAGAAAUCAUAUAUGCUACAUUUGCUACAAAGGCUUCUAUCAGGCAUCGACGCUUAAGGUUCACCUGCGAAUUCACACUGGCGAAAAACCAUAUACCUGUAACAUAUGCAACAAAUCCUUUUCACAGACGGGUCCGCUUUCUACGCACAAGAAAACUCACUAGCAUCAAGAACAGCGAACCUGAAAAUUCGAUUUAGACAGUGUCUUGCAAAAUUUAUAUGUUUCAACACCCUAUUGGCUGAAUUAACCAAAUUAAAACAGUAGAAUUUGGUCAAAGAUUACUGUUAAGUGACCUUUCCGUGUUCGCUACAUAGCGUUCUUGGCUAUGCUUCUAAUAAUCAAAUUUGUAAAUCCACACCAAAGUUGCAAUUUUGAUUGACCAAUUUUAUGAUAAAAUGUGCAAUGUUAAAAUUAGAUUUGCUAUUCGAGAUCUGCGGUCUGGUGCAUUAUAACCACAAAUUCCUACAAUAAAUGUCGACGGAAUCUCUUUUGUAUACAAAUUAUAAAAUUUCAUUCUGUUAUUAAUGCUGAAAUCAUAAUACAACACUAUUUUUGAUCCAAGUUGUAAUUUUGAAAGCAAAGCAAUGUGAAAAUGUCAAUGAUUAUUUAGCUUUAAGUCGAACCAAGGCUUUAUGUUUAUUUCUUUAUACGUACUACAAUUAUUUGUUGCUGAACGAAUUAAAAUAAAUUAUUUUAUUAUAAUCAAUUGUUUUCUGAUAGUAACACAAGCUGUCUACGUUAUUGGUGAUGUGAACAAAAGGAAACUUGAAAAAUGCGGUUAACCGGAAAUUUUAUCUACAAGUGCUGGUGCUGUCACCGCACGAAGGACGAAAACAACUAUCGUCGAUUUCACUAAAUUUAUUAAUAUAUAUAUAUAUUUAUAAUAUUUUUUGUUGCUAUUCGAUAUAUUCAAUGAGAUAUAUAUAUACGAAACAUAAACGAGUAUAUAUAUAUAUAUAUCUAUUUAACAAAAAAGGAAGGAGACGUGGCAGAUUAAAUUGCUUUGCUUGCUAAUGAGCGUGAAGGAGAGUGCGGAGCAACAACGAUGUACCGUCAUUAUGCGCUUGACU